CUCAGGUCGCAUUGCCUGCGCGUUGGGUGUUCAGUCUAUAGGCAAGAGCCGUACGGUACGGUUAGCCUUUUUUUUCGCCACGGUUUCUGUAAAUUAUUUACAAGGGAGGAAAAUCUCACGAGAGUUAAAACACACCCUUUGGAACAAAAAUCCGUAAAAGAUUUCCAUUUCUCUAAAGAUCCCCAAAAGAUCCCUAAAUAUCCCUGAAGAUUGAUAUUGGAAUUGUAUUCCCUUUGGAAUAAUUGGGACAGUGGUCCAUAACUGUUGGAACGUUUGUUUAUAAGUGAUUUUUGGAAUAGUUAACACUCAUCUCUUGGAUUAUUAUAAGUGUUCAAAAGUGUGGUAUCUUCACGUGUUUUUGAAUCUUCAGAUGAAUCAGAUUUUUGAAGGAAUAGUUCACUGAUUCGUGAGGACACGUACAAGAAAGGAUACGAAGUGAAAUUUAAAUUGGACGCUUGUCCAACACGAGGGACAAGCGCAUAGUGAAGUGAGUGACAGAGUGAGUGCUUGUCAGUACUGUGUGUUUCGAGGUUCAUUUGCUUAAAGAAACAUUAGUGCUCUUGGAGACGUUAACCCUGGAUCACAUUAAAAGUGCCGGCUAACUUAAAAGCGUCGCGUCGCGAGUGGUAAGGAUCGAUUAUGCAUACAGAUCAAUCUAUUUAUGCUGUGAACUAGUCUCUUAACUCAUGGGGAAAAUGAGGCAUUCGAUGGAGUAUUUUGUGUUCGGCUUUCUUUUCUUGAUUCUUGCCUCUGAUUAUGGAUCAGGAUUCGAGUGGCAGCACAGCGCCGUCCUUGAUAACAAUUUUCUUGUUUUGUGGACGCCUGGCGAGAGGGACGUCACCUUUGAAGUGCAGGUGAAAACAUUGGGUUACGUGGGUUUGGGCUUCACGAGAGAUGACCGACGUGCUGGCACUGACAUGGUCAUCGGCUGGGUCGAUAACAACGGUCAAGUUCAUCUUCAGGAUCGACAUGUCAAGGACGCUACCAGAGACCCUCAGAUGGACUCGAGUCAGGAUUAUAAUCUCCAGCUAGGCUACGAGAAUAAAACGCAUACGGUUUUGCGUUUUAGUCGACAGUAUGAUACUUGCGACCCUCGUGACCUCAAGAUUACGAAUGACACAAUGCAAGUUGUUUGGCAGUACAAUGCGGACGAGCCAGUAUCCGCAGCUGGUGUUCUUCCCGCUCACGGAGCCGUUCGAGGGUCGCGACCUCUUUACUUGGUACAGAGGGACGCUCAACCUAAACGCACUUCUCGGAACUACGAGAAUGAUCCAGCACUUCAGGUGUGGGAUGUCUUGAAUCAUCAGGUUGGCUUACCAACGGAGCAAGAUACGCUGCUUUGGUGUCGAGUUCUCAAGAUGCCGAACAUACACCAUAAACAUCACGUUGUGAGAUACGAGCCGGUCAUUCAGCCUGGUAACAAGGAGUACCUGCACCACAUGACUUUGUACGAGUGUCGAGGCAAUCAGACAGAAUUGGAGGGUGCUGCAAGGACCACCGGGGGAGUCUGCUACCAACCUGAUCAACCUAUGCCCAAGUGCAGCACCAUAGCAGCUACUUGGAGUCUCGGUUCCGAGGGCUUUAAUUACCCACCUGAGGCCGGAUACGCGCUGGACCCGCAUACUGGACCACGAUACUACAUGCUCGAGACUCUCUAUGUCAAUCCAAGGCGGGACGCCUUCAUUAACGACAAUUCUGGAUUGCGUUUUCUCCACACGGAGAAACUGAGAACACACGAUGCCGGCGUUCUCAGCAUAGGUAUCGAUCCUAAUUGGCGCCACAUCAUACCACCCGGGCAAUCGGAAGUCAUUUCCGAGGGCCAUUGCAUCACUGAAUGCACGGGACAAACCAUACCUAAUAAUGGAAUCAAUAUGUUUGCCGUCAUCAUGCACACACACGAGCUCGGCAAAAAGGUCAGGCUGAGGCAGAUCCGAGGCGGCGAGGAAAUGACACCAAUCGCCGCUGAUGGCAACUACGAUCCCAAGUACCAGGAGUACCGAAGACUACAACGCCCCGCCAAAGUCUAUCCGGGCGACCAUUUGAUAGCAGAAUGUACGUAUUCGUCCGAAUCGAGAGGCGUUAUAACUUUGGGUGGAUUGACAACAAGAGAGGAGACUUGUCUAGUCUCUGCCCUCUACUAUCCACGCAUCGACUUGUCCCUCUGCUAUUCACUACCAUCACUACCCACCGUUCUUCACAGUCUCGGAAUUCAAAAACUCAUAGAAGGUUCGGGCCCAGUCAAGAUUCAAGAGCCACCUGAGUUGACCGGGAUGACACUGGAGGAACGCUUAUUGAGCUAUGAUUGGCAGGAGAGCUUCCAGAGUUUCCAAGAUGCCACUCGAAGGGGAACGUUCAAGCCUCUUUGUUCCAACAGUAAAGGGGUCGCCUUACCCGGAAUGAAGGUCGAGUCUCAUUAUCCACGGAUUUUGAAGUCCUAUCAAGAAAGUACACUGCCCUGCUCGAAGAAACCCCUAAGAAAUAGAUUUUCAAUGAUUCUAAGUGAAGAUGGUGAUCUCGGAACGCCAAUUGAUUCCGAUAGUGACGAGUCAAAUGCAGUUGAACGUGGACAAUUAGUUCGUAAUAAAGUGUCGCGAAGCAGUGAAGGUCCAAUGGCCGGAAGUUCCGGAGCAAAAUCAGUGUCCAUCGCGUUAUUAGUGGCCGCAAUUGUUUUUGCCUUCAGGUGAAGGACAAUGUGUUUUUAAAGAGAAGAGAGUUUUUUUUAAUGAAAAUAAUACAACAGAAGACGCUUUCAACGGAGACGCUUAUGUGAAUUACCAAGUCGAUGGUAAAGUGUCUAACGGGUAUUCGAAAUAUUUCUGAUUCUCUUUUUCAUAACUGAAGAUAUGGAAUAUCGAAGGGACAUUAUGUGUACUGAAAAAGAGAAAGGGGAGCGUAGUUUUUUGAAUUCUCUUUAGAAGAGACAUUCAGGAGAUACAAAUAGGCUGUUUAUUUGCCGAAUGGGAGUCGUGCAAAAAAAAAAUGUUUAUAAACUACUUUUUCUAGUGCGAAUGAAAAUGUUUGGGGUUUAUUUUCGGCUUUAGUUAGAGGGCCAUUCAGACCCAUUUUGAGAUUUGCACGACUCACACUACGGAAAUUGUAUAUUUUGUUAAUUGUAUUAGAAAACUUUUGUGAAAGUUAUAAUAUGAGUGUGAUUGUAUUUACCGGGGAGAGGCAAAAGCUUCCUCGUGAACCUCACGUUGACUAGUCGACGAAGUACUGAUUUAAUUUAUAAGUCGUACCCCGAGUAUUUCGAUCAUCGCUCGUUAUGACUUGCUUGUAUUAUUCUGUACAGUUUUUUAUACAUAGCAAAAACAUCUCUUCGUUGUUUCAAACGGGGAGAGUAAUUAUUUAUUAUUUUAUUAUUUAAACGAGAGAUUAUUUUUAAAUUGUUGAUUCUUAUUGCUUCGUGCACAGAGACUGAGUGUCUUUAAAUUAUUAUAUUUGCAAAAACGUUUGAUUUACUUCUGUCUCUCAAAGCCUGUCGGGAUCAAUAAAAUUAAAUAAAUUAAAUUCAAUUUCAUUUCAUUUCUCUAAUAAUGUCAAAGAAUUACAAUUCAAUUUUUAUUGGAUUAAAAUUUAAGAUCUUUCUCAUCUUUUAGAAGAGUUUCAACGCGAAAAGAGCUUUCGAGACAAAUUACAUUUUUUGAUGUUAGACUGAGUCCAUGAGAAAGUGGAGUUGAAUAUUCGAGAGACGAUAAAAGGUUCCCUUCUAGAGCAUAGUGUUUCACCUAGCCGACUAAUCGAUAUUAAUAUGUCGUGUAGUAAUAUUUUACAAUUUAAUACGAUCAUUAUUCAUAAAUGUCAUAGAACAUCUGUGUGUGUAGUAAGGUAGGGCAAACUUAAUGCAAACCAAAAGCUAAAAUUGAACGCAACGUCUCGAUAAUCGAACAAGUUUGCUUUGCGAAAAAAACAUACCAUAUUGGCGCUUUUAUAAUUUUCCAAAAAAGUUUAUUAAGCAAUGAAUAUGAAAUUCUCCAAAUUGUCAUCAAAUUACCGAAAGCCACAAACUGCAUUUAAAUCUUGUUUUAAAUAUCAAUUUCAUUAAAUUUGUUACACACAAAAAGUGAUUUAUCCAAGGGUCGAAACUAGUUUCGACUUUCCAUGUUCACAAAUUAGAGCCCGAGGCAGCGACAAACCGGUCACUGAAACUUCCGUUUUUGCUAAAGUAAUUCGAUGGUGAUACAGAUACGAUUUAUCCUAUCAAAAUGUAAAAGUCGCCAGGUAAAAGCGACAAAGUUGGGCACUAGGCAAACUAACCGGUGAUAAGAACAGAACAAUCAACAAAAAAAAAAAAAAAAGUGUCACGAUUACAUGUCACUUAAAUAAUUGAGAUUACUUUGUAGAUAGAAAAAAGAUAUAUGCAUUUAUUGUAUUCAACAAUUUUUGAAUCACGUGAAUGUUAGUUUAUUCUUUAUACACGGAUUUCCUGUUCUCGUCGCACAAAUCAAUAAUCCUAGUCACAGACAAUUUUUAUAUUUUUCAAAAAAUAUAGUUGCAUUUUUAUCUACAAAAACAAAUGGCAUUUCACUUGACUUGAUUUGCAUAGUCACUAAAAAAAAGUACAAAAGAUCAAAAAAGAAAGCAUUUCUCAAAAAUAGAUUUCAAAUUCUCUGCCACAUAUCAAGGAUUUUAACACUGUUUUUGUAUUCACUUUGCCAAAAUAGUUUUGCAGUGUUUAAAAAAAUCACGAUGACUUAUGGUGUUUAAGAGAAAAGUUAUUGCUUGGCAGAAGCUCAUUGAGUAAAAUAUAUAUAUAUAUAUAGAGAGAGAGAAAGAUACUCGUUUUUGGGGAGAAGUGCAACGAGACCAGGAAAACCGUCAGGGUAUAUAUUGUAUGUAGAAGUUUUUAGGGAGAGCAAGUGAAUGUUGCCGCAUUGCCGCUGUUAAUGUGAAAUGUCGGUGAGAGUUGGAUCGCGAUGCAUAUAUAAAUGUUUUUGAAUGUGAAAAAGAAAAUGAGAGUGUAUUUGUGUACGUAUGAAUGAAUGAGGGAGAAAAAAAAGAGAACAGAGAAAAGGAAGAAUGCGUGUAUAUAGCAAGAGUUCUGUACAUAGUCAUAGUUUUAUGUAUACACAUCCGAUAGUCCUAAAGGUACGUCCACAUACCUAAAUCAAGUGAAUAGAUUCUUUGUAGCUCUAUCGUUUAUGUAUUCAUGUACCAAACGCCCUGUCCUUCCAGAAAAAAAGAAGAUGAAAAAAAACUUGUCUUAGAUUUAUACUGAUCUAAUUUACACCUAACGUUUACACCUAAGACGUUACACUAUCAUCUACACUGUAACAAAUUGUAUUAUAUUUUAUAUAUAUAUAUAAAUAUGUAAAUGUUUUUUAUAAA
Molecule: messenger RNA, 5328 nt
Organism: Leptopilina heterotoma
Lineage: Eukaryota; Metazoa; Arthropoda; Insecta; Hymenoptera; Figitidae
Gene: olf413
Product: MOXD1 homolog 2
Exons: 10
Coding region: 687-2684 (665 amino acids)
Biological process (GO): norepinephrine biosynthetic process; dopamine catabolic process; octopamine biosynthetic process
Cellular component (GO): secretory granule membrane
Molecular function (GO): copper ion binding; dopamine beta-monooxygenase activity
Source: RefSeq, a predicted model, not a curated record